CGCUGCUGCAUGUAAACAAAGCCGAGUUGGCAGCAGCAGGACAGAUGGAGAAAAAAUCAUUUUAAUCCGAGUUUAAGAGAGUAAAGUUGAGUUUGUUGAAGCGGAUCCGGAGCUGAGAGUCUAUGUAAUGGAGCCCCACUGCGACUGAACCGGAACCAGCAACAUGUCCAUGGAAGACCCGUUCUUCGUCGUCAAGGGUGAAGUUCAGAAGGCGGUGAACGCAGCUCAGAGCCUCCAUCACAGAUGGAGCGAGCUGCUACAGGAGGGGGGCGGCGCCUCCAAGGAGGAAAUGGACUGGACGACCAAUGAGCUGAGGAACAGUCUGCGCUCCAUUGAGUGGGACCUGGAGGACCUCGACGAAACCAUCAGUAUCGUCGAGUCCAACCCGAAGAAGUUCAACCUGGACACAGCCGAGCUGUCGAAGAGAAAAGCCUUCAUCACAAUCACCAGACAGACUGUCAAGGAAAUGAAAGAGGAUAUGUCGAGUCCAGCUGCUGCCUCAGUGGACAGAAAGAACAAACAGGAUCUGCUUGGUGAGCGUGGCGCUCAGGGUCCGAUCUGGCAGCCCAGUCCUGAUAAAUACAGCCGCCUGGACCGGCAGCUGCAGAACGCCAACUCUCAGUUUAUAGAGGAGCAGCAGGUCCAGCAGCAGCUGAUAGCAGAGCAGCAGGAUGAACAGCUGGAGCUCGUUUCGGGAACAAUCGGAGUCCUGAAGAACAUGUCAGAGAGGAUUGGCAUGGAGCUGGAUGAGCAGGCUGUGAUGUUGGACGACUUCAGUCACGAGGUGGACAACACUCAGUCCAGAUUGGACAACGUCAUGAAGAAACUAGCCAAAGUGUCUCACAUGACCAGCGAUCGUCGUCAGUGGUGUGCUAUUGGUGUGUUGCUCGCCAUCCUCUUGGUCGUCAUCCUCCUCUUCUUCAUCCUCUGAUUGAUACUGACAGCAGAGAACCCGUCCUAAUGCUGUGGCUGAACUCUCCUGGACUCUGCUGAACUCUCCUGGACUCUGCUGAACUCUCCUGGACUCUCAUUAACUCUCCUGGACUCUGCUGAACUCUCUUGGACUCUUCUGAACUCCCCUGGACUCUGCUGAACUCUCCUCGACUCUGCUGAACUCCCCUGGACUCUACUGAACUCUCCUGGACUCUCAUUAACUCUCCUGGACUCUGCUGAACUCCCCUGGACUCUACUGAACUCUCCUGGACUCUACUGAACUCCCCUGGACUCUGCUGAACUCUCCUGGACUCUGCUGAACUCUCCUGGACUCUCCUGGACUCUACUGAACUCUCCUGGACUCUGGUGGUUCGCUUUGUCAGAAACGAAAUGAAAAGCCAAAAUUUAGACACCCAUCAGCCCAUGUAAGUCCUGAUCCUGAGGCAGCUGGACUCCUUAUUUAUAGAUCUACACCUGAGGACAGGUAACACACCUAAGUUGGCAGAGAACAAUCAGCCAAUCAGGCUCCUGGAACAACAGAACACACAUCGUUAGUCCACCUUCAAACUCACUGCUGCAUACAAACAGUAUUUAAUGUUGUUUAAGACACAACACAAUGAUUGUAGACCAGGCCUACUCCAGUUAAGCUCCACUUUAACUCCAGUUAAGCUCCACUUUAACUCCAGUUAAGCUCCAGUUUAACUCCAGUUAAGCUCCAGUUUAACAGCAGAUAAUGCUGUGUCAUGUUUUAUUGAACUGAACUUGUUUUACUUAGUCUCGUCAAACAAAAAUCCCCUUUUCAGUAAUUAAACAAGAACUUUAACUUUAAAACGUGGAAACCAAAAGCUUGUUGGUCAGUUUGAACCGGUUACAGUUUAGACUGGACUCUGCUGAUCUCUGAGGUCACAGACAGACUUUAUUGGCCCACACUGUGUAUACAAGAUUUGGUAGGACUCACCUGGACUCACCUGGACUCUACUGGACAUCCUCUCCCCCCUGAGUGGGACUGAAAAGGCACUUUGGUUCUUUGGGUGUUUGACUGUUAAAAGUCCAGAUCAAAAGUUGAAGCAGGUGGAAACGAGUUUGAUGUGUUUUAAUGUUUCAUGUUUUAAAAAAAUAGAUUUGUGUUUGAAUGUUUUAUUUAAAGGGCUGAAAACAACCGUUUCAACUCCAGUUUCAUCCCAGUUUAACUAAUUCUACUCCACUUAACCUAGUAGCUCCAGUUAAACUCUCAAUUUAAUCCCAGUUUAACUGUGAGUUUAGGAACACAAAUUUAAGUCCACUUUAGCUUCAGUCUAAUUCUGCUUUUAAGGUGCCGUAUGUAAGAAUUUGAGUUUCUUACUUAUUUAAAUUAUCAUUAAAACAUCAAGGAGUAAUAGUUCUGAUGUUUUUGUCAAAGAUGUCUAUGUAUUGUGUUGCAGAGACUACUGAAAUUAGCACGCUAACCAGCUAGCUGCAGCCCAUCCUGUCUCGUGAUACCACUUUGUACCUCAAGAUGCAAUCGUAUCUUACCCGUAGUUUGAGCUGGGAGAUCAAAAUAAUCUACAUUAUUUUCCUUAUUAAACAUAGAAAUACAACAUUACACGUUCUGAAUUCAAGUUUCUGUGACUUACUGAGCACAGAAGGACCUUAAUUGCCAAGUUAAUUUAUCAUAAAACACAUCAUUCAAAAAAAAACAAACUCACUUGUCUUCCAACAAUCACCAACUCCAGUGAACCAGGUCAGUUUCUCGAGAUGUAAAAGUAGUCUGGUUCUAGAUGCUGUCUGACCACGCUGCUGAUGACCGACCUGAACUCUCCGGGUUCAUGGCUGUCCUGUCCCAGCCUGCCCUGUCUUCAUCGGCCCUGUUAUCAGACUGGCCUCCUCACUCUGUUCAGUCCUGAUCCAGUUGUGUUAACUGGGAGGCUGAUUGUUGAGGCUAUAAGCAUGAACAACCCCCCAGUGCACCAAGCUUUCAAUCAGGGCAGACUCCAGUUAGCUAAUAGAGCCGCGACCUGCAUGGCUAGCUGAGCUAUCUUGCUAAAGAAAGCUAGAAGCUAAAGGUACCUACAGCAAAGUGUUUAGCGAGCAGCAGUUAGCAGUUGCUCUGCUGACGUGCUGCCCAUUUGUUUGGAGCGAGGGGGGGUCAAUUCUUACACAUUACACCUUUAACUCCACUUAAUCUAUAGUUUAACCCCAGUUUAAUCCCAGUUUAACUGUGAGUUUAGUUGUUUAAAUGUAACUGCAGUAUAACUAACUCAAAAUUAGUCUUAUUUUCUUUUUAACUCCAUCUUCCAUCAUAUUCCAUCUUAAUUUUAAGUUAAGUGCAAUUCUAGCUUCAUCUUUUCUCCAUUUAAACCCAGUUUUGCUUUAAACAGUUUUAUUCGAUGUUAACAUCAAGUUAAUCCUGGUUUACUUUAGAUGUAAUCCUGGUUGCUCAGUCUGUGGUUGGAGCUCGUUGAAGGUUUUCUGUCUUUUUAAAUAAUAGUGUAGGAACACUAAAACUGUUUUUCUGUUUACAGUUUGUGUUUUUUUUGUUUUAUUGAAUUUAAAUAACUGAUGUUUCAUGUUUUCUUUUUUAUUAAGUUUCCUCUGUUUUAUUUUCUUUAUGUUAUAUUUUGUUUCCUGUACCGUAUUGAUCAGCAGGCUUUUGAAAUGUUAAAUUAUCAUUAAUUCAAACCACACACUUCCUCCUUCUCCUUUGCAAUAGAAGCCUUUCUUCAGUUAAUGUCUGGAAGGCUUUUAUUGUGAAGCAGCAGCAGGAAGUAAAUCCUGAAGAUUAACAAUUGAGGUAACAGUAGCAUGAAGUAGCUGAUUACGUCAUCCCCCACCGACAGGCUUACGGUACGCAUGGCAGUGAAAAUCUGAAGGUGAUGAAAUGUUGUUAGAAGUAAAAGCUUUCCUGUUACUAUUCUGAUAAAAUAAAACCACAGUGUUCAGACCUCUGACUGAUGGAAAUAAAUUCACUUACUUCGGUCAUUAGUCACUACGUUAUUCUGUUUAAUCUGUCGGCAUGUUUUAACACUAACUCUUCUCAAAGACAUCCUGUUGUUUUCCAACAAAUGUCACAAAAUAAUUGACAUUUAUUUUGAUUUUUCUUUCAGGAAAGAUUUCAUCUUUAUUUAGUCUUAAUUGAUGUUUACUGUCAGACUGUGCAGUUUGUUUUGAAGUGUUUUAAUUCUAUAAUUUUAAUGAAAUAAUUCUAUCAUUUGGAUUACAUAAAUAUGUAUUGAGAUAUUCAGAACUUUCUUUCUGAAAACAAACAAAAGUAAUGUAAUAAUAAUAACUGUGUCUUGUUGGCAUCUCAUGAAUCCGACCAACAAACAGAUCAAUGACUGAGCAAUGACAGCUAAAUUAAGGCCAGAAACUGUUUUUGAUCAGUGAGUUAAACUGUGUUGUUGAUGCGUGAAUGAAAACUUUGUCCUUAUUAUUUUUUGUCAACAGAAGCAGCUGAGAGUUUUUGUGUCUGCAGAUUAAUUUUGUUUCAAUAAACUCGUUUCAGAAAAG
Chelmon rostratus (copperband butterflyfish) is the source of this 4419-nucleotide messenger RNA. RefSeq names its product syntaxin 6 (gene stx6). Gene Ontology annotation, molecular function: SNARE binding; SNAP receptor activity. Gene Ontology annotation, cellular component: synaptic vesicle membrane; endomembrane system; SNARE complex. NCBI's taxonomy places the organism in Eukaryota, Metazoa, Chordata, Actinopteri, Chaetodontiformes, Chaetodontidae. The coding region runs from base 164 to 931 and encodes 255 amino acids. The transcript is spliced from 8 exons. The record is from RefSeq and is a predicted model, not a curated record. Gene Ontology annotation, biological process: vesicle fusion; Golgi vesicle transport; intracellular protein transport.